AGAUGAAUGAACUACACAUAAGCCGUCGUAUUUAUACGAAAGACAAACUUGACACCUUGUUUGAAGUCCAAGAAACACCAAAAGAAUCUCUCCUCACGAGAUUGAGAAAGCAGUGCUACUGUUCAAAAAGGAGAACGUGGAAGUGUUUGACUUCUUUCUUUCCAAUUAUUAAGAUAGUGAAGGACUAUAAGAAAGACUAUGUAUUGAGAGAUUUAAUAGCUGGUUUGACUGUCAGCUUCAUGCAUUUACCACAAGGAUUGGCUUUCUCUGUUCUAGCCGGUUUGCCAGCCGUGUUUGGACUUUACACUACAUUCUUCCCCUUAUUAUUUUAUACGUUCUUUGGAACAUCACCAUAUGUUGCAUUUGCAACAAAUGCAGUGAUUGCUUUAAUUGUACAAAAGAUUGUGUUAUCAGAAGCAGAUCUUUUCAAAUCAUCUUUACUGAAUUCAGGUACCAACACAACCGUGUUUCUAAACAUGACCGACAUUAACAAUAACUCGUCAAACUUGGUUACAAAUGGUAUAAGUGAAUAUGAUAUCAUUGCCAACAAAGCUUCCACUGCUAUGGCGGCAUCAUUAUUGGUCGGAAUAAUACUAACAACACUCGGCCUGCUACGCCUCGGCUUUCUUUUGACAUACAUGUCAGAAAGUUUUAUCGGAGGAUUUACCACGGCUGCUGGUAUCCAUAUUGUUUCCAGUCAGGUGCCGAAGAUGUUUGGUAUAGAAGUGUCCGCACACACUGGGGCUGGAAAGCUUGUGAAGAUGUAUGUAGAAUUAUUCUCCAACCUAGAAAAGACUGUGGUUUCCGAUGUUGUUAUUACUGUGAUAUGUAUAGCAGUGAUACUUGUAGUGAAAGUUUGUGUAAAUGAUCGAUUUAAAAAACGGAUGAAGAUUCCUAUUCCAAUUGAUUUGAUCGUAGUUGUAGUUUCUACACUUAUAUCACAUUUUGCAAAGUUUGAGGAAAAUCUUGGCGUUGAUGUCAUUGGGGAUAUUCCUUCUGGGUUCCGACCUCCAGCUGUCCCAUCUUUAGAUAUAGCUCCAAGAAUUCUAGUAGAUUGCUUUGUUAUGGCUAUUCUUACACUGAUGCUGACUAUAUCAUUGGCUAAAUUAACUGCAAAAACUCACGAUCAACGCAUAAAUGACAACCAGGAAAUGGUGGCAUACGGUUUAACCAAUAUUCUUUCAUCUUUCUUCUCUUGUUUCCCGCAGUCAGCCACACCAAGCAGAACCAUGUUAGACAGUGAUCUAGGUGCUAAAACAACUCUGAAUUCUCUACCGACAAUUGUAUUCAUGCUUCUUGUUAUAUUAUGGAUCGGGCAAUUAUUUAAUUCGUUACCGAUGUCUGUUUUAGCGGCAAUGAUAACUGUUGCUAUGAAAAACUUGAUUUUACAGUUUGGUGAUCUGCCAAAGAUAUGGCGAAUAAACAAAUUAGAUUUUUUUAUAUGGAUGAUUUCGUGCUUUGUCUCUGUGCUUGUAAAUCUGGACUAUGGUAUAAUCGCAGGGAUAGCGUUUUCUAUUAUUUCCGUCGUUAUUCAGCAUCAAGUGUCAUCGGGUAUUCUGAUCGGUCAAGCAGGAAAUGAAAAUGUGUUUUUAGAUUUCGAGAAAAGGAAAAAUGUACGAGACCAUGAGAGCAUUAAAAUAUUUCGGUUUCAAGCACCGUUAUAUUUUGCAAAUGCAGGACAAUUCAAAACUCAAAUAAACAGAAAAGUAAUAGAUCCAAUGAAAUUAAAAAAAUUAUCAAAGAAAAAGACCGUUGCUUUGGAAAUGGGAAAUGGUCAAUCUAGUGAAAACAGCAAAUUGUCAGAAGAUAUUGAAAGCGGUAUGGCCUCAAAAAAGCUGGCCCAAAGUACAAUACAUUAUAUCAUUAUAGAUUGCCAGAUGAUAUCACACAUUGAUCUCUCAGGAACAAGCAUGCUUUCUCAGGUUAUUAAGGAGUAUAAAUCUGUUGAAAUUGAAAUAUUUUUAACUAACUGCUCAUCAGUGUUUCUUGAUACUUUGACAUCCGCUGGAGUUUUCGAGAAUUUUCCAUCGGAAUCUGUAUUCUAUGACAUUUCAGAUGCAUUACAUUUUAUUCAAAAAUCCAAAGAUUCUGAGACAGCGGAAGCAUUGUAAACGUUUUCAUUUACAUUCAUUGAAAGAUUGGAUCAAAACUUCAUACAGGGUAUCAUCCUCAAACUUUCAUGAACAUUUUUUUAUCUCAUACGUUCCACGUUGAAUAAUAUGUGCUAUACGUGUGAGAAGAAAUAUUUUCUUCUUUAUUUGUGUUAUCUGUUCCAAAAAAAUUGUACAAAGUUUCCACAGAAAAUGAAAUAAUCAAAUAGAAGUCCUAUUAUAUAUUGGAAGCGGAAUAAGAUUUAAAAUACGCAAUUCGAUAAUAUCGAGUUUAAAGAACAUGAUGUUCGAAAUUAAGGCAUUAUAUAUUUUAAUAAAUUUUACAUUUGUGUAAGAAA
Messenger RNA from Mytilus trossulus (common blue mussel), 2449 nucleotides. RefSeq names its product prestin-like. The record is from RefSeq and is a predicted model, not a curated record. NCBI's taxonomy places the organism in Eukaryota, Metazoa, Mollusca, Bivalvia, Mytilida, Mytilidae. The transcript has a single exon. Gene Ontology annotation, biological process: transmembrane transport. Gene Ontology annotation, molecular function: oxalate transmembrane transporter activity; bicarbonate transmembrane transporter activity; chloride transmembrane transporter activity. Bases 3 to 2111 code for a protein of 702 amino acids. Gene Ontology annotation, cellular component: plasma membrane.